UCUUUUGCCGCAUCACUCCUCUCUACUCCCCCAACCCCACCUCCCUUUUUUUUUUUUAAAAAAAACUCUAUAAAUAAAUUCAUCAUCCGGCGGAGCUUUGAUAACUGAUCGUCCUGUAAUCAUUCACCUUCUCCCCUUCUCUCUCUCCCUUCUCUCUCUCUACAUCGCAAUCGAUUCUUACUUGUGUAAUUCUGUGUGUGGAUCCAAUCGAGACAUGGUGGAAACGAGACGAAGCUCCUCUUCCUCCAAACGCCCUCUCUCUUCUCCCUCAUCAUCUCCUCUCCCUAAUGGCAAACGCUCCAAGGCGGCGGAGGCGCUAUCAUCAACUAAUGAUACCCUAGGGGAAAAAACACAGGGUGCGGUGAAUGAAUCUGCUGAGCAAGAGGUUCGAUCGGCUGAUCUGGCUGCUACUGCUACUGUUUUGAAGUCGUCUGAUGCUUCUCUGCCACUGAAAUCGCCGGAAAAUCAAGUGGAAGGCGAGCCUUUGGUGUCACCCAUGACUCUAGGUCAUUCUGUGAUUGACGCUGCGGAGAAGGCGAAGUUAAAUGGGUCUAAGGCGAAGAAACGGCAGCUGAAAUCUAAUGUUGUUGGGGCUGCAUGGGCACAACUUAUUUCCCAGUGCUCUCAAGUAGGUUCCUCCUUGAUCUUAAUCUUUGAAAAUUUGGAAAAUAUGUAACUUUUGAUCAAAAUU
Nicotiana tabacum (common tobacco) is the source of this 691-nucleotide messenger RNA. The record is from RefSeq and is a predicted model, not a curated record. NCBI's taxonomy places the organism in Eukaryota, Viridiplantae, Streptophyta, Magnoliopsida, Solanales, Solanaceae.